Molecule: messenger RNA, 3451 nt
Organism: Ostrea edulis (European flat oyster)
Lineage: Eukaryota; Metazoa; Mollusca; Bivalvia; Ostreida; Ostreidae
Product: pre-mRNA-splicing factor SLU7-like
Exons: 14
Coding region: 179-1903 (574 amino acids)
Biological process (GO): mRNA splicing, via spliceosome
Cellular component (GO): spliceosomal complex
Molecular function (GO): pre-mRNA 3'-splice site binding
Source: RefSeq, a predicted model, not a curated record
GGAAAUAGUUUAUCAAUGCUAUAAGCGGUCUCGAAAAACAAAAAUAAUAUUACAUGUCGUCUUUAAAACGACGUGAGAUAACAGAAAAAGGAUUUAUGAAUUAAACAGAACCAGGAUCUUACAUUCUGAUUUUUAAGAGUGUGAAAGAUACAGGUAUAUAGGAUCCUUACCUAGCAUCAUGUCGUUUUCAAUCAACUUACCACCCUCGGUGGUUGCCAAAAAGACAAAAUCGGAGGAACAGGAUGAACCGAAGAAGAAGUCGCGGGAGGACUGGCGUAAACAGAAGGAACUGGAGGAGAUGAGGAAAGCUGGAACAGCGCCAGCUAUGACUGAUGAGGAGGGAAAAGAAAUCAACCCCCAUAUUCCUCAGUAUAUAAUGCAGGCACCUUGGUAUUACCAAGCAACACAUGCAACACUAAAGCAUCAAAGAAUACAAGAAGAUAAAUUGAAAACAUAUGAAGAUAGAAACACAUGGUACAAAAAAGGUCUCAAGGAGGGUCCCAUAGCAACAAAAUUCAGGAAAGGAGCUUGUGAAAAUUGUGGAGCUAUGACUCACAAAAAGAAAGACUGUUUAGAGAGGCCAAGGAAGGUCGGUGCAAAAUUUACAGGAGACAACAUAGCUCCAGAUGAGCACAUAACCCCGACUUUGAAUUUUGAUUAUGAGGGUAAACGAGAUCAUGCAGCAGGUGUUGAUGUGGAAGAUCACCAGAGGAAGGUCCAUGAAGAAUACAGUCGUCUGGAGGAGGCAAAGCGAAUGUUAAAAGAAGCAAACUUUUUGGAAGGAAAAGAAUCUGCUGAAAAGUCACAAGGUGACAGUGAAGAUGAAGAUAAAUAUGCAGAUGAUGUAGACAUGCCUGGUCAGAAAUUUGAGACAAAACAGCGAAUUACAGUCAGGAAUCUUCGAAUCAGAGAAGACACAGCCAAAUACCUGUACAACUUGGAUCCUAAUUCAGCUUUCUAUGAUCCCAAAACCCGAUCUAUGAGGGAGAAUCCGUACAAAAACACAGGAAACAUAGAGAUGGAACAAAAGUAUGCUGGAGACAACUUUGUCAGAUUCUCAGGAGACGCACAUAAAUUUGCGACAAAGCAAGUUUUUGCCUGGGAAGCAUAUGAACAUGGAACUGAUGUCCACUUGCAAGCAGAUCCAACCAAAUUGGAAUUACUGUCAAAGGAAGUACGGAAGAGGAAAGAGGACUUUAAAUCUAGUGCUAAAGAUAGUAUUCUGGACAAGUAUGGAGGAGAGGAACACUUACAAGCUCCACCCAAACAGCUGUUACUGGCACAGACAGAAGAUUAUGUGGAAUAUUCCCGACAUGGCUCCGUAAUUAAAGGGAAUGAAAAACCAGUGGUCAGAUCUAAGUAUGAAGAGGAUGUGUACAUAAAUAACCACACAUCUGUUUGGGGCUCCUAUUGGAAACAUGGUCGGUGGGGCUAUAAAUGUUGCCACAACUUAGUGAAGGAGUCCUAUUGCACAGGAGUAGCGGGUAUAGAGGCCUCUAGCACAGACAUCAUCCCAUCAAUAACGAAUGGCGAGGAGGAGAGAGAGGAGGAAGAGGAGGAACCCCCCAAAUCACUGUUACAGGAAUAUCAAGAAAAACUUUCAAGUGAAAAGAAAAAGAAGAAAAAGAAGAAGAAGAAGAGGAAACACAAAAAGAAAAGCAAAAGUAGCAGUAGUAGUGACUCAGAAUCUGAGGACGAAGAGAAGGUUAAAGAGAGGAAACUGAGAGAGGCACUAAUAAAAGAAGAAGAGCACCAGAAGCGAGCAAAUCACCUACUAUCUCUGGACGAGCGCAAGCGACCCUACAACAGUAUGUAUGAAAAUGUGGCACCUACCGAGGAGGAGAUGGAAGCCUGGAGGUUAAAACAGAGGAGGACUGAGGACCCAAUGUCACACUUCACAUAAAAAAACUCACCUCAUAAGGACACAGAGGAGAACUGAGGACCCAAUGUCACACUUCACAUAAAAAAACUCACCUCAUAAGGACACAGAGGAGGACUAAGGACCCAAUGUCACACUUCACAUAAAAAAACUCACCUCAUAAGGACACAGAGGAGGACUGAGGACCCAAUGUCACACUUCACAUAAAAAAACUCACCUCAUAAGGACACAGAGGAGGACUGAGGACCCAAUGUCACACUUCACAUAAAAAAAACUCACCUCAUAAGGACACCUGAUCCUCAGGCUUUUAUUUCAACCCAGCUUUGUUUGAUACACAGAUCAAUUGUAUAACUAUUGACAGUCUUUUACUUCCUGUAACCCUAGACAACCACUCUCUAGUUGUAAGAUGUCAGUGACAACAGAGAUUGGUGGAAAUUGUUAAAAGGUUUUAAACUUACUGACAGUCUUUGUUACCAACCUAUUCAUUGUAUCAUUUCCAUGCAUGAGUAUUUCAUAUUUUGGGUGUGCAUUUUCUUUAUUUUACUACAGUUUGAUAGGAAAUGAUUUCUCUAAAUUUAUUUAUAUCAAUGAGAAAGGUCUAUGGUCACAACACACCCGACUCACCUUCAAUAGUCAUGUUGUUUAAAACCUGCCAUUAUGCAGCUACAAGUUGUAUAAAAAUGUUUCAGAAUGCUUGUACACUAUUCCAACUCUGUUUAGAAUGACUUUGUGGCUGUCUUAAACAUUCUGACAGAUCUCGUGUAUGUGUAGGGUUAUGCUUAAAUAUUGUUUUUCUAUAUUGUAGUUUUAAUGCUAUUGAAAGUAUUUCCAAAAAUACAGACAAACUUUUAUUGCUUGUUUUCUUAUAUAUAAUCUUAAGAACCCUUGUUGAGGCUCCCAUGACCAAAAUUUGAACUAAAGCUGCACCAUAUUUUGACAAAAAGGUAAAGGGCAGGGAGAGAUUUAAAGUCUCAUGCAAGAAUUAUUUUUGAAAAUUUUCUCAAGAGCCACAAGGUUUGUGAAAAUUGUUUAGCCACGAUGUUUGAAGCUUUUCAGUUUAAGCAUCCUGUGAUCUGUAUGAGUAAGGUACCGGGAAGUGUUGUGGCUCAUUGACCUCUUGUUAAAUGAAUAUAGGAAGUGAAGGUUGGUAUGUCAGAAGGAAUAUCUGUGUAUUGUACAAUAUCUACAUUUCCAAUGAUUUUGCCUUUGAUGUUUUCUUACAAAUUGUAAUAAUGGGCAUUUCCUGAUGGAUGUGCAGCAAUGGGAAAGCCAUGUGGAAAUGAAUACGGAAUUAUUAAAUAAAUAUAUUUCUAUCCUAACAGCUGAGAAUUCUGACAGCAAUGAAAGUAGAAUGUAAACGUAAGAAAAUGAAUUUCGUUUUUGAAAAUACACGAGGGUAUGAAAUGCAACAUGUCGUGGCGGCGUACUUUUCAUAAAGUGGUAACACUGUAGUUCAUACCCUGGUAUACAUUUUCAAAAUAGAAAGCUAUUUCUGAAGUGUACCUAAUAUAAUGAUUGUAAUAUUAAGCUUAUAAAUUAUCAAUCUCUGCCAGUAAAUGGUUUCAAGAUUUA